CAGCGGCCGAAAGAUUCUCUCUCUCUCGCUCUCUCUCUCAGCAGAGGAUCGAUAGCUAGGGUUUCCUUUUCCUACACAAACGCCCAACAUCCGCACUCGCAUUGAAUCCGAUCCAGUCGCGGCCGAGCAUGGAAUUGGGGUGAUCGUACCCUCCCAAGACCAGAUCUUGGCCGCCCAUUGAUGGAGGUGGGCCAUGGCUGCCAUAGGAAUGAGAGACGGCAUUUCCAUAGCGGUCGGUAGUAGCAGCUGCGAUCUGUACUCGCCGGCCAAGGAGAAGGCGGCGACGAGAGGCGUCUACAAUAGCCGCUCCCCGCUUCUGUGGCGGGCCCGGAAACUCCUCGGUGCCACCAAAUUGAGGUUCCUUCUAGCUGCUUGCGUGGCCUUCGCCGUCCUUCUCAUCGCCAGCCGGGCCAGCUCGUUGAUGGGAUGGGACCUCCACGCCUCUUCAUCCAUUUCUUCUCCUUCCAGGGGAGGCUACACGGUGCUGAUUAACACUUGGAAGCGCAACUCUCUUCUCAAGCAAGCUGUGGCUCAUUAUGCCUCAUGUGGUGGGACCGAUGCAAUACGUGUGGUGUGGAGUGAAACCGAUCCACCAUCAGACAGUCUGAAAGCCUAUCUUAAGAAGAUUGUACUGUCGAAGUCUAGUGCUCACAAACCUAACUUCAGGUUUGACCUGCAUGAGGAGGAUAAUUUGAAUAACAGAUUUAAGCCAAUUAAGGACCUUAGAACAGAUGCAAUUUUUUCGGUCGAUGAUGAUGUUAUCAUUCCUUGCUCGACUUUGGACUUUGCAUUCACUGUAUGGCAAAGUGCUCCAGACACAAUGGUGGGAUUUGUUCCGCGUAUGCACUGGUUGGAUGAAGAGAAGGAUGGCGUCACAUACUACAAAUAUGGAGGUUGGUGGUCAGUCUGGUGGAUGGGUACUUACAGUAUGGUUCUCUCAAAAGCAUCAUUUUUCCAUCGGAAAUACCUGGACUUGUACACUUACAAGAUGCCUUCAUCCAUUCAGGAUUAUGUAACCAGAGAAAGAAACUGUGAAGACAUUGCAAUGUCUCUGCUUGUUGCUAAUGCUACUGGUGCUCCUCCAAUCUGGGUCAAAGGAAAGAUAUAUGAGAUUGGAGCCUCUGGCAUCAGCAGCUUGAAGGGCCAUAGCAAGAGGAGAGACAAAUGCCUCAAUGACUUCAUUUCCCUCUAUGGAACUAUGCCUCUUGUAUCAACAAAUGUGAAAGCAGUAGACGCAAAGCAUGAAUGGUUCUGGUAGCCUUCUCUUCCUCCUUGCGACUUUUCAGCUCUUACCAUUCAUCUCUUCUUUUGGAGCAUGCCCGGGAUCUCUGAAACAUGUCUCUGAAUGGAAAUACCUCUAUCAUUCCGAAUGGGUGGAGCAUCAGACAUAUCACUUCAACAGGGUAUGUAUUACUGUUUUGCUGUUGUAGAAGCUUGGGCACUUGUAUUGUCAUGAAUAUUUUGAAAUGAGGUUGAUUUUCUUUAAGAUAUUCAUGAUGCAAGCAUUACAGCAACUUUCUUUAUUUAAUCAAGUGUUUCUAUUUAUCUGCGGUAUUAGUUGUGGAAGAUCGAGUAGCUGGUUAAUGCUUCUGUUUAUUGAAAUCUUGUGGAUGCAGACAUGAUAUAUGUAUUUCUUUUUUUUUAAUAUGUAUUUAAGCUUAUGUAUUACCUCCAGGUAUGGAUUUAAGAGAACUUUUAGGAUACUUGUGCACAUUGAAUGUAAAAAUGAUCAUGUUUCUUAUUGACAAUUUCUUGAAGAGUUCCUUUCUUAA
Molecule: messenger RNA, 1772 nt
Organism: Magnolia sinica
Lineage: Eukaryota; Viridiplantae; Streptophyta; Magnoliopsida; Magnoliales; Magnoliaceae
Product: glycosylinositol phosphorylceramide mannosyl transferase 1-like
Exons: 5
Coding region: 194-1258 (354 amino acids)
Cellular component (GO): membrane
Molecular function (GO): glycosyltransferase activity
Source: RefSeq, a predicted model, not a curated record